Messenger RNA from Nothobranchius furzeri (turquoise killifish), 1829 nucleotides. RefSeq names its product guanine nucleotide binding protein (G protein), alpha 14a (gene gna14a). Gene Ontology annotation, molecular function: G protein-coupled receptor binding; guanyl nucleotide binding; GTPase activity. Gene Ontology annotation, cellular component: heterotrimeric G-protein complex. NCBI's taxonomy places the organism in Eukaryota, Metazoa, Chordata, Actinopteri, Cyprinodontiformes, Nothobranchiidae. Gene Ontology annotation, biological process: action potential; adenylate cyclase-modulating G protein-coupled receptor signaling pathway; phospholipase C-activating dopamine receptor signaling pathway. The record is from RefSeq and is a predicted model, not a curated record.
ACCUUGAAAACUCCUAAAGGAAGGAGCUCUUCCACCUGCAGAACUUUACCUGAAGCUGCACUCAUAAGGCUGCUUUUUCUAACCUUUUAUUUUGGGAAUCCAGUGGAUCUGAAGAUGCUCUGCGCCCCAUCUCCCUGAAGCUGAGACUUUAUUAGUGUGUGUGUCGAAGGUAGAUCAUUUCUGUUUUGGGCCGAGGAGGCUCGAUCUGAGGGCAAGCAGGGUGAGAUUGGAGGAUGGGGUGCUGCGUGUCGGAUGAGGACAAAAAGAUCAAUGACGCGAUCGAGGAGCAGCUGCGGAGGGACAAGAAGGACUCCCGCAGGGAGCUGAAGCUGCUGCUGUUGGGAACUGGCGAGAGCGGGAAGAGCACCUUCAUCAAACAGAUGAGGAUCAUCCAUGGAGGAGGAUAUACGGAAGAGGAACAGAAGGGCUACGCAAAACUGGUCUUUCAGAACAUCUACACAUCAAUGCAGACCAUGAUCCGAGCCAUGGAAACUCUAAACAUAGCUUUCUCUGAUCCUCAGAACCAGAACAAUGCACACUCAGUCCUGGAGGUGGAAGUGGACAAGGUGGAGGAGUUAGAUGCAAACCUGGCGGUGGCCAUAGGUACUCUGUGGAAGGAUGCAGGAAUACAGGAGUGCUACGACAGACGCAGAGAGUACCAGCUGUCUGACUCUACCAAAUACUAUCUCACAGAACUGGAUCGGAUUUCGCAGCCUUCCUAUCUACCAGACCUCCAGGACAUCCUCAGAGUCCGAGUGCCGACCACGGGUAUCAUCGAGUACCCCUUUGACAUGGACAACGUCAUUUUCAGAAUGGUGGACGUGGGGGGUCAGAGGUCAGAGAGGAGAAAGUGGAUCCACUGUUUUGAGAACGUCACUUCUAUCAUCUUCCUGGUGGCGCUCAGUGAGUAUGACCAGGUCUUGGCUGAGUGUGACAAUGAGAACCGUAUGGAGGAGAGCAAAGCCCUGUUUAAGACCAUCAUCACCUACCCCUGGUUCGAGAAGUCUUCUGUCAUACUGUUUCUCAACAAGACCGACAUCCUCAAGGAGAAGAUCAUGUACUCCCACUUAGCCACGUACUUCCCAGAAUUCAAAGGACCGCAACAGGAUCCUGUUGCAGCUCAAGACUACAUCCUGAAAAUGUACCAAGAACAAAACCCGAACAGGGACAGGAAGCUGUACUCCCACUUCACCUGCGCCACGGACACCGAAAACAUCCGCCUAAUCUUUGUGGCUGUGAAGGACACCAUCCUCACAGCCAACCUUAAAGAAUUCAACCUGGUUUAAAGCAAAGGAAUACCACACAACUGUCUGUGAUACUAAAUGAAACGCUCUACUUACAAAUCACUGCAUUUCAGGCAGUCAUGAGGAAAAUUUGAGAAAAACCGGUGAUGAUGCAGGCUGCUAUUUAAAAAAGCGCUGUUAUUUUAUUGUCUGCAGACAGCUAUGCUGUAAAGUUGCACUGAUUGCAGUUUGGAUUUCUGAUUUUUCGAUGACACCUUCAGAAGACGUUUUUGCUCUGAGAAACAUAAACGAAAGCAUAUGCAUUAGCUUACUUGAAGACAAAUGGCAUAUUUAUUAGUAAAUCUUUUAGACUUUCUUUACAACUAACACCAGGUUAUGAGGAUUUCUCUCUCAGCCUUGAGAAAUUAGAAGAUAAAAUUCUCCAGGUUACUGGACAGAAGUAUUUGUACAAAGAAUAUGGGACUACUGUAUAUCUAUUAGAUCAUUCAUCAAUACCGUCACCAUAAACCAUAAAAGACCACAAGGCAACUUUCUCUAAAUGCUCUUAAUUUCACAUUUCAGAAUUUAAAAAAACAAUAAACUUCA